UCGUAAAAUCCUAUAGUAAAGCCCAACUUUAAAAAUCCGCCUUUUUUGUCCGAGGCCGGCUUCAAUAGCACGUGGUGUACGUACCAAAUAGACCGCGCUUUUAUAUUCUGUUAUAUUGCGCUCAAGAAAUAUCCGACAGUAAAAUAAUUUUGCGUCGGUUCGAAACGUUCAUGUGUUUUAUCAUUUAUUCGGACGAUAAAUGAAUCCACAACAACAAUUACUGACGAUGUCAUUCACAUCCGACGAAUAGAUUCGUCAGUGGGUAAUAUACGACAAUACUGUCAACUUGGUAGGUUACAUUAAACACGUAAAAGAAGUUGCUCGUCAAAUGACUCAAGGAAUGAUGCCAAUAAUUAGAAUUAUUGUAAGUAAUAAUGAUAAUUCGGAUGUGUGUAUAUAUUUUUUUGGAGAUCAAGCAGAUUUUUAUCGCCCAUUUAUACGUCAGCACGCGAUCAUAAAAAUUGUAAGUGCCAGAAGUACUCCUUUAGAAUACGAGCACGUUUUGUCUAAUGACAAAGAAAUAAAUGACAUCAGUUUAACUGUGUUGGUGGAGACAAAGAUCAAUCUAAACCGCGGGAGUUUCAACAUCGGAUCCCCUGCGAAUGUUGUCGGUAUGCCGAUUCCACUGAAGGACGUGCCUACCCACGCUGGAAAAUUUUCAUUGUCUGAGGUUGGAUAAAGAUGCCGUUUGCAAAUGUAGGGAACAGAGCCAAUGUCUAUGUUUGCGGUGUGAUCGUAGAUAUUAAACACAAACUGAGGGUUGUUAUUGAGAAUUUUGUAAAUAAUCCUACUUUGGUUGUCGGUGUAUAUGUACGGAUUAUGGGUGAAUAUCGUCCAAAAGGUAAAUUGUAUUAAUAUAUUUAAGUAAUUAGAUACAAUGAGUUUACGACUGACUAAAAAUGUAAUUAAUCUUUUUUUUAUUUUUCAGGUCCAAGACGAGCUUCAUUUGUUUCAGUUAAAAAUAUAGCUGAUGUGACUCUUGAAGCAGGAGUAGCUGCUCUACCAACUUUCCAAUUGGAGAAAAUUGGUCUUAUUAAUCCUCAUUAAUAGCGUUAAAAAUCGUUGAUUUUUAUUUUAAAAUUAUUUAGGAUUAUGUCUUUUAUACUUACCUUUAAUAUUUUUUUCCUUAAAUAUUCAAUUGUCACCACGUGGUUAAACUUUCACUAUUACUU
Molecule: messenger RNA, 1172 nt
Organism: Cotesia glomerata
Lineage: Eukaryota; Metazoa; Arthropoda; Insecta; Hymenoptera; Braconidae
Exons: 4
Coding region: 329-679 (116 amino acids)
Source: RefSeq, a predicted model, not a curated record